UCAGACUACAUGUUCGUUAAGGAGCUGGUGCUCCAUCUAUGGCCUGAAGGAAUAGGAAAUGCAACUGUUUCAGGUAGAAGAUCUAACAACCCAAGCGGCAAAAGAAAGGCAACAUCGAUGGAAGAACCUGCUCAGCUCGAAGUAUCGAAUCCUCCGGAUAAAUUAGACCCGAAAAAAGUUGAAUACAUCAAGGAUCGACUUUUCGAACGCAGGGUCUUAUUGAAUGAUCCUCGAGGCACCGCAUUAAAAAUUGCGAGAAAGGUUCCAAAAUUCAUUGCAAUCGUCGUCGCCAACAACCCAACUCUCCGAUCAGGAUCCUAAGUGUUUUCAUAUAUAUAGCAUUGUAUUGUAUUUAAGAAUAUAAUACUUAUACUGUUACUCUUCCAAUUUUUCAGAUUGAUAGAAUGAAAUCGAUAUCAAUCAA
Topomyia yanbarensis is the source of this 424-nucleotide messenger RNA. RefSeq lists its product as uncharacterized. The record is from RefSeq and is a predicted model, not a curated record. The transcript has 2 exons. The coding region runs from base 10 to 321 and encodes 103 amino acids. NCBI's taxonomy places the organism in Eukaryota, Metazoa, Arthropoda, Insecta, Diptera, Culicidae.